GUGCCUCCUCCCGCCUCCUCUGUCUGCGCGCGGGAACGGGGCUCCCGCGCGCACCCAAAGGGGCCUGUCGUAUGGCGACCCCGGAGGGGGCGCCCCCUGGGGCUGAGGGUGCGGGGCCUGAGCCCUGGGCGCCCCUUGAAGCUCCCGCCCGCCUGCUGCUGCAGGCGCUGCAGGCCGGGUCCGACGGGGCGCGGCGCGGCCUUGGGGUGCUGCGGGCGCUGGGCCGCCGCGACGGGGAUCCCUUCAGCUGGGGCGACCUCCUGGGGGCGCUGUGCCGGGAGGAGCCGGCGCUGCGGGGCCCUGGCGGCCCCCUGGAGCUGAGGCCGCUGCUGCUGCGCCUGCCCCAGUUCUGCCAGAGGAACCUGCUGUCCCUGCUGAUGGCUGUACGGCCUUCGAUGCCUGAAAGCCAGCUCCUGCCUGUGCUGCGGAUUGCCCGACAGGACCGGGUCUCUGCCCCUGAUGCCUGGCUCCAGGCCCUGGGGAGGUUGCUGCAGAGAGACCUUGGGCCCGGUGUCUCCUUGGAGGGAGCCUCCGUGCUGUCAGAAGGGUGCCGGGCGCAGCUCCGAAGCCUUUGUAGGCGGCUGGGCCAGGGAGGCAGGAGGUUGAAACUGCCCAGGGCUCCAGACCUCGAGGAAGAGGAGGACAGGGAGUCCCAGCAGUGUGGGAAACGGAGGCAACGGCCAGGGGAAGAGACUGGCAAUCCUGAGGGGGAGAAGGCCCCCAAAAGGUUCCGAAGUGGGGAAAGGGAAGAAGAGGAAGAUGAUCACAAGGAGAGACCAGGAGCCCUGUCCUUGGAAUCCCUGGUGGCUGGAGGAGCAGCAUCACCCCUGAGGAAAGAGCCCCUCGUCAUGGGAGCCGGGCCCUGUGGUGCUUGCCAGAGUCCAGGGGAGGCGGAGGGCCGAUGGGCCAGUGUGGAGCUGCCCGGAGCCCUGCAGGCCCAGGUGCCCAGGCUGCAGCAGCUGCUGAGGACCUUCGGGGAGGGAUUGGGGGGGCUGGGGGAUACCCCCCCAAAAGAGCUGCAGCUUCUCCAUGAAUGCAGUCCUGGCCAGGUGGAGCAGCUGUGUGCCCAGCUGCAGCUCCCCCAACUCUCGGACGCCAGCCUCCUGCAGCUGUGCACCUGGCUGCUGGCCCUGUCCCCAGGCCUCAGCAUCAGCAAUGCCACUGUGCUGGCCAGGAGCCUCUUUCUGGGCCGAGUCCUCUCCCUGACCUCCUCAGCCUCCCGGCUGCUCAGAACCGCGCUGACCUCCUUCUGUGCCAGCUACCCCUACCCAGUCUGCAGCGCCCUCCUGGGCACCGUGCUGCAGGCCCCAGGCACAGGUCCGGCACAAACAGAGUUGCUGUGUCACCUGAUGAAGGACGAGUCCCUGGAGCCAGAUGCUCAGGCCCUCAUGCUGGGGCUGCACCUUUCUGGCCCAGGACUGCCGUCUUCCCCAGUUCCGCCUCAGGCCUCGGGGCUAGCUCCGUGUGAGGCACUGCAGAAUGGGGACCUGAGGCUGUCCCCGGCCCCCGGCCUGUGUGGAGUAGGAGCUGGGUGCCCGGGCUUGGUGAGAGGCCAGGCUGUGCUCACGAGGCCACUGCUGUGCAGGCAGAUCUUGGAGCUGUCCUGGAAGGAGGAGACUUUCCUGGUAUUGCAGGCGCUCCUGGAGCGGCAGGUGGAGAUGACACCUGAGAAGCUCAGUGUCCUGAUGGAGAAACUCUGUAAAGAGGGUCUGGCAGCCACCGCCUCUGUGGCCUAUGCCAAGCUCAUGCUGACAGUGAUGACCAAGUACCAGGCCAGCGGUCACAACCAUAGAGUUCAAACUCACUAUGUAGCUGAGGCUGGCCUUGAACUCAUCAUCCUCCUGCCUCGGCCUCCGGAGUCAGUGCUGGGAUUAUAGCAGCUCCUCACCCCCACCCAUAGUUGGUGUUUUACCCUUUUCUUGAGGAUCAUAGGCACAGGCUCAUCUGGAUUUCCUGACACUUGCUGCAGCCCCUCCCAGAGAAGUGGAAACAGAAGUGUGCAUCUGAUGCAGUCUCGGGCUGCUUCUCCUCCCUGGUGCUUGAGUCCUGGCUUCCCUCUCUGCCCUUCCACAGAGCCCGUGGGUAGAGGCCAGGGGAAGAACAGCUGCCCGCCCUUACGGGUUCCUCCUUGUCCCCAGAUCACUGAGACCCAGAGGCUGGGCCUGGCUGGGGCCCUGGAGACCCACACUACCUUCCUGCGGAAGUCCCUGCAGGCUGCCCUGAGACGCCUGGCUCGCUGACUGUCAGCCACCCUCCUGGAGCCCCGACACCAGCUUCUGCCUGCGCCACCUUGUCCCGAGCCCUGGCCUCAGGUUAAAGGCAGAGCCCAGUGUCUUUGGGACCGACUUCCCCCUGGCAGCUGGGCUGAGGGUGGGAUGCACUGUGCUCGCAGAGGAUGCUGGGCUGGCUCAGUCCUCACUGCUGCUCAGGGUGCAGGAACAGAGACUCCAGAGUAAUUUACCCAUAGUAUUUAAUAAACAGCAGGAAGCUCGGUGACUCCUGUUAGGAGCAGCAUCUGCCUUCCCGUUGACCCUG
Molecule: messenger RNA, 2535 nt
Organism: Heterocephalus glaber (naked mole-rat)
Lineage: Eukaryota; Metazoa; Chordata; Mammalia; Rodentia; Bathyergidae
Source: RefSeq, a predicted model, not a curated record